Molecule: messenger RNA, 4058 nt
Organism: Ictidomys tridecemlineatus (thirteen-lined ground squirrel)
Lineage: Eukaryota; Metazoa; Chordata; Mammalia; Rodentia; Sciuridae
Source: RefSeq, a predicted model, not a curated record
CAGGAACGAAUUUCAUAUACACCUCCAGAGAGCCCGGUGCCGAGUUACGCUUCCUCGACUCCACUUCAUGUUCCAGUGCCUCGAGCGCUUAGGAUGGAGGAAGACUCGAUCCGCCUGCCAGCGCACCUGCGCUUGCAGCCAAUCUACUGGAGCAGGGAUGACGUAGCCCAGUGGCUCAAGUGGGCUGAAAAUGAGUUUUCUUUAAGGCCAAUUGACAGCAACACAUUCGAAAUGAAUGGCAAAGCGCUCCUGCUGCUGACCAAAGAGGACUUCCGCUAUCGAUCUCCUCAUUCAGGUGAUGUGCUCUAUGAACUCCUUCAGCAUAUCCUGAAGCAGAGGAAACCUCGGAUUCUUUUCUCACCAUUCUUUCACCCUGGAAACUCUAUCCACACUCAGCCAGAGGUCCUACUGCAUCAGAACCACGAAGAAGAUAACUGUGUCCAGAGGACCCCCAGGCCAUCCGUGGAGAGCGUGCACCACAACCCUCCCACCAUUGAACUCUUGCACCGCCCUAGGUCACCCAUCACGACCAACCACCGGCCUUCUCCUGACCCCGAGCAGCGACCCCUUCGAUCCCCCCUGGACAACAUGAUCCGCCGCCUCUCCCCGGCCGAGAGGGCCCAGGGACCGAGGCUCCACCAGGAGAACAACCACCAGGAGUCCUACCCCUUGUCAGUGUCUCCCAUGGAGAAUAAUCACUGCCCGCCAUCCUCCGAGUCCCACCCGAAGCCCUCCAGCCCCCGGCAGGAGAGCACCCGAGUGAUCCAGCUGAUGCCCAGUCCCAUCAUGCACCCUUUGAUCCUGAACCCCCGGCACUCCGUGGAUUUCAAACAGUCCAGGCUUUCCGAGGAUGGGCUGCACAGGGAAGGGAAACCCAUCAACCUCUCUCAUCGGGAAGACCUGGCCUACAUGAACCACAUCAUGGUCUCCGUGUCCCCGCCUGAAGAACACGCGCUGCCCAUUGGGAGAAUAGCAGACUGUAGACUGCUUUGGGAUUACGUCUAUCAGUUGCUUUCUGACAGCCGGUACGAAAACUUCAUCCGAUGGGAGGACAAAGAAUCCAAAAUAUUCCGGAUAGUGGAUCCCAAUGGCCUGGCUCGACUGUGGGGAAACCAUAAGAACAGAACAAACAUGACCUAUGAGAAAAUGUCCAGAGCCCUGCGCCACUACUACAAACUAAACAUUAUCAGGAAGGAGCCAGGACAAAGGCUUUUGUUCAGGUUUAUGAAAACCCCAGAUGAAAUCAUGAGUGGCCGAACAGAUCGUCUGGAGCACCUUGAGUCCCAGGAGCUGGAUGAACAAAUAUACCAGGAGGACGAGUGCUGAAGGCAGCCACACGCCGCCUGGGUGGGCUGAGGUCGCGGGAGCCCCUGCCCACCAGGAUCACUGGAGGCUUGAUGAAGCUGGCGGGCUGAGGCCGGCUGGAAAGGAAGAGACCCAGCGAUGGCAGGAACACUUCUCUUGCAGACCAAGAGGGACCCCAGAGCACCUUAGACAAACCACCCGGCAAAGGCGGGGCUGGAAUUCUGGCGGAGGGCACAGAGCCUGGGACUCACGAGUCACAUUUCCUUCUUUGGAAUCUGUCCACCUGUAAUUCCUCACCCUCACCCUUCCACCUGUUGUUAGUCUCAUGGUGUUUUUGUUUUUGUUUUUUUAAGAACCUGCAGUUUGACUUUUCAUCGUUCAUAUAAGGGAAGACAUCGGAGGUUGUUUUCCUAUGGAAAUAUAUAUCUAUUAUAUAUAUAUAUUUUUUGCAAAUCUCACAAAGUACAGCCAGCCCAGCUGGUCAGGAAAGAAUACUUGCAGAAGGGAUCAGGUUCCUCUUUUUCCUGCCACGUGGAUCAGGUUUGUUUCUGUUGCAGUUGGGUCUUGGCUGAAAAAAAAGAAAAAAGAAAAAAAAAAAGAUGCUUUUAAAAAAUGAUCACACGAGAAGGAGAGCUCUCUUUUUCAUUCUUGCUCACCUUCCUUUCCUGGCUCCCCUGUGUCCCGCCCCCCAACCCCUCCUCCGCCUGCUGUUGCACUUCACAUGCCUUUCAGCCGAGUUCAGUCUCCUGCAGAAUCUUGGGGAUUCUUGGCACCUAAAUAGAAUCAGUGACCUGGGUGCUUUGUGUCCAGCAGCCAAAAUUAGACCCCUAUGCCAGCAUCUGGCCACCCAGCUGAGGGAGGCCAGAACCCUCACAGAUGCUGCUGUACUCCAGAAAGAUAAGUGCUAUUCCAGCAGGCCGUCCCUGAGAGUCCCUGAGAUGACGGUGAGAACCAACCAGCUACAGCGUCAGAUAAGGCAAGUUGUUAGGAAGGCCCCCGGCUGCUUGGGAUUAGCUUGCAAGUGCUGCAAAUACAAAAAGACCACACAGGCCUGGCAGUCCAGAGACUGGGCAAAAAUUAUUUCUACAGGGGAGAUUUGUUUUGUGAAACAGGUUAUUGAGAAAAAAAAAAAGCUCCUCUCUGCUCCAUUCCAGGGGCCAUCUUGUGGUCAGUUUCCCACAGCACCUGAUCUCCCCACCGCCCCCCUACUUCCUAGCCUUUUUAAAGUUUCCUGGUCCCCACUGAACACAGAACAUUUGUGAGGGGAGUACUCCAGAAUGGAGUCCCAGAUGCAGCCAGGGUCUGCCCAGCGUGGGCAGAAAGCAAGUUCCUCAGAUCCAUUACUUUCUCCUUCUUCCUUCACCGUUGUAUUUCAGAACGGAUCCAUUCCUGGCUCUUUUUCACCUCUCAAAAUAAGGUUGGUAGUCUCUUACAGAAGGAGGGUCGUGCCAUCUUAGUACUUCUGUUGAUAACAGAUUUUAGAUUUUUUUUUUUUCCUUUUCUAGCCAUCCACAUUAACUCUUCCAUUAUAGAUUCGAAUAUCCAAUUUUGGGAAUACCGUCUUUUUUAAUUCAGAAAAUUAGACCUGCCUUGAAAAGCACCCCCUCCCCAUUCCUCCCUGUUUCCUUGGCUCCUCCAUCGGGUUAGCGUCUCUCAGCUCUCUGAGGUACUUAUAUGCUCCACCAGCAGCAGUUCCCUGUGAAGCUGGCAGGCCCCAGGCUUGUCCUCCUGCCAUUUCUGAGUUGAGUUGGGGGCACACAAGCAAGAGGAAUUCCCCCUGGGCCUUCCUGAAAAGGAUUCCAGCCUGGGGUGGGGGUCAAAUAGAUGAACUAUGGUUCACAGACACUGGAAUUGAGGAGCCGAUCUGGGCUCAUUAGUCUCGCUCUGUCCCUGCCUCUUACCGGACCACAGGUGGCGGCCAGCCUCCUCUUACUGUCACUUCCUUCCCCCAUUCUGCCUUCUGUGUGAGCCUAGAGGGCCUCAUUGGGAAGGGUUCAGUCUCAAUCUGCUGGAAGGGUGGUGUGAUUCUGCUGGAUUCCAGCAGCUGUGGAUGUCUUUCAAGAGUGUUCAGGUAAUACAUUUUUCAGCCUCUAAGAUGACUGGUACUAUAUCUCAAAUGGAGAGAUUAAGCCAAAUACCUGGUGUGAUCUGAAAGUCACCAAGUUUCAGAACUGGAGAGAAAGAUGGACUUUUUACCGAGGUUCUUGUAGGAAUAUGAAAACACACCAGGGCAUGAUGUUCCUCUUCCCUGAGAUGAGAACAUCUCAUUCUGGCCACUUGACCCAAGUUUCUGAACUCAGUCUCUUACCAUUCCAAGUCUUACAGAUGAAAAAUGGAGGGAAAUGCCUUUUUGCCCCCAAGGAUUUCUGUAUUCAAAGCAAUACCUUAUAAAUAAGUAAGACUUAGGAUGACUUCUCCAGCCACUUGAAGUAGAGAUGCUAAUUCCAAUAUAAUCUUAAUUUCCCAUUCCAACAUUGCCAAUAAUGAUUUUUCUCUUGAUUCCCUUCACUGCAAAAGUCCUUGUUCUUUGAGAGAAGAGCUGGACAGUCCGAUACCAGAGCUACAGUAUUGACUUACUGCAGACCCUGAAGAUUUCACAUUCAAUUGAUCAAACCUCAGGGAAUCGCCUAACAGACAUUGUGAGGGAUUCAAAGAUGAACCAGGCACAAUCCCUCCCCCUGAGAGUUUAGAUUCUACCUACAGGAUCGUCCAGCAUGAAAUUUCUCAGUUCCACACUAAGGACUAGCAGUGAU